AUGUGUGAGGAGCCGUUCAUCCCCCUGGACCCCUACUCAGGCCUUAGAUCAUGUGAAGAAAUGAUCACCGUGAGCUCCCAUGGCCGAAGACCUCCCGGGCAUCAUGGACGCCGGUUCUUCCUCCUGCUCCUCCUUUGCUCCCUGCUCCUGGGUCUGGGGGACGCCUUGCUCCACAGCCUCAAGGUGCUGCCGUUCACCUUCUGUACCACCCCCCACGUUCCCCUUUUCUUCUGCGAGGUGAUCCAGGUCCUCCGGUUGGCCUGCUCAGACAUGCUCCUCAACAACUUCCUCAUCUAUGCGGCCAUGAGCCUCCUGGAGCGCCUUCCUAGCUGUGGCUUCCUUUUCUCUUACUCGCCGAUCAUCGUCUCUGUCCUCAGGACCCCCAAGGCCGGUGUCAGUGCCAAAGCUUUUUCCACCUGCAGCUCCCACCUCUUGGUCAUGUGCUUGUUCUAUGAGAUGGGCUUCGGGGUGUACAUUAGCCAGGCCAUGACCUGCUCUUACCAGAGCACUACCGUGGCCUCCGUGGUGUACACGGUGGUCCCACAGAUGCAGAACCCCCUCAUCUACAGCAUGAGGAAUAAGGACGUGAUUGGGGCGAUGCGGCAGUUGAGUCGGAAGAUACUGUUUGUUUCUCGAGACUAUGCUUAA
Messenger RNA from Sorex araneus (European shrew), 648 nucleotides. RefSeq names its product olfactory receptor 7G1-like. The coding region runs from base 1 to 648 and encodes 215 amino acids. Lineage: Eukaryota; Metazoa; Chordata; Mammalia; Eulipotyphla; Soricidae. Gene Ontology annotation, biological process: G protein-coupled receptor signaling pathway. The transcript is spliced from 2 exons. The record is from RefSeq and is a predicted model, not a curated record. Gene Ontology annotation, cellular component: membrane. Gene Ontology annotation, molecular function: olfactory receptor activity.